UCACUGCUUUUCCUCUUAUUUAUCACAGGCAGAAAAAAUCAGUUUUUCGUCUUAACUUUUUUGAGAUAUCAGAUCAAAUCGGGCUAAUCAUAAAAAAGAUGCCGAAUCUCGAGACCUUUCGAAUGAUAUGUAUGAGAAUUAUUCGGAUUGGUCGAAAAUAAAGAAAGUUAUGGCCAUGUACUGAAUCGUCCUUUUCCGCAAAAAUAGAAUUCGUUUUGACUAAUUUUAAGCUUUAUAUUUUUGUUUUUCCAUUGUUUGUGUUUUAUUUAAUUUAGGUUAUUUUGACUAAAAAUUCGAAAAAUAAAUUAUGGACUAUAAUACAGUUAUUGCUAGUCAACCAGUAGUUAUUGACAAUGGUUCGGGCAUUUUAAAAGCUGGUUUUGCUGGUGAGAAUGCACCAAAAUGUAUUUUUGGUAAUUAUGUUGGGAGGCCAAAACAUACAAGAGUUAUGGCUGGAGCUUUGGAAGGCGACUGUUUUAUUGGACCAAAGGCUCAAGAAUAUAGAGGACUUCUUGCUUUAAAAUACCCAAUGGAGCAUGGAAUUGUGACAGAUUGGAGUGAUAUGGAAAAAAUCUGGCAAUAUAUUUAUUCAAGUGAUCAGCUUAGGACAGAACCUAAUGAACAUCCAAUUUUGUUAACUGAAGCACCAUUAAAUCCUCAAACUAACAGGGAAAAAGCUGCAGAAAUCUUAUUUGAGACUUUUAAUGUUCCUGCUCUUUAUAUACAAAUUCAGGCAGUUCUCAGCCUUUACUCUUCCGGCAGAACAACUGGCGUAGUUCUCGAUUCUGGCGAUGGAGUUACCCAUGUUGUGCCAAUAUUUGAAGGAUUUGCUAUUGAACAUGGUAUUCAACGUAUUGAUAUUGCCGGCCGUGAUGUGACACGCUAUCUCAGAUUAUUAUUGCGGAAAGAAGGUCAUAUAUUCAGCAAAACCAGCGAAUUUGAAAUUGUGAGGGAAAUUAAAGAACAAAAAUGUAAACUUUAUUCAACUCCGCUUAAAGAAGAUUCUGUCGCUGGUGAAACAACGAAGGUCAUUUAUCCACUCCCAGAUGGCUCAAAAAUAGAGAUUGGUGCAGCACAUUAUAGGGCACCAGAGAUCCUUUUUCGACCAGAAUUGAUUGGAGAGGAAUGCGAUGGAGUGGCACAUUGUCUUUCUAAUGCUAUUUUUAAAUGCGACGUUGAUUUGCGCAAAAAAUUGUAUGAAAAUAUUGUUCUAAGUGGUGGAUCUACAAUGUUUCAAGGAUUUGGGGAUCGAUUACUUACUGAAAUGCGAAGACUUGGCCCAAAAGACGCAAAAAUUCGUAUUUUAGCUCCACAGGAGCGUAUUUAUUCAACUUGGAUUGGCGGUUCUAUCCUAGCUUCAUUGGACACUUUCCGUAAAAUUUGGGUUACAAAGCAACAAUUUGAUUCAAUUGGGAAAGGAAUUAUUGCAAGAAAAACGUUUUAA
Meloidogyne enterolobii is the source of this 1444-nucleotide messenger RNA. NCBI's taxonomy places the organism in Eukaryota, Metazoa, Nematoda, Chromadorea, Rhabditida, Meloidogynidae. The record is from the annotation of a GenBank genome assembly.